AUGUUUUUAUUAAAUAAAUUAAUUGGUAAAAGUAAUGAUAAUAUCGAUAAAUCAGAAAUAAAAAGAAUACUUCGGUAUGCAUCUGAUCUACAUCUAGAGAGAUUACCAUCGUUGUCGAGUGUGAAUGGACUUUAUGAUUUCAAAAAGCAGAAGGAUACAAGAUAUUUCUUAGCUAUUCCAGGAGAUAUUGGGAAUUUCGAAAUGUUGGAGAUUUUUUUGAAAGCAGUAUCGCCAGUAUACGAGAGAGUGUUUUUCGUUCCUGGAAAUCAUGAGUUCUUCUACCAUUACAAUGGCAAGGUUUUCAUGACAAUGGAUGAAAUCAAUGAUCGGCUUCAAAAGAUAUGUUCAAAGUUUGACAAUGUAUCUUUUCUAAACAAUGGCUAUUAUCAAUUGGAUGAAUACAGAAUUAUUGGUAGUACUUUCUGGACAAAGAUAGGUAAAGAAGAGUCACAGAGAAUCGCUAGUUCAUGGCCUGACUAUGGAUGUAUUUUCAUUCGUGAUGACAACAAUCCCGCUGGCAAAAGACUGGUACUACCCAAAGACAUCACAAUGAUUCACGAGCAAUCCGUUCAUUAUAUAUAUGAGUUGCUUCAUUCUACGCCAGAGGGAGGAAAGAAUGUUGUUCUCACACAUCAUGCACCACUGUAUAGCGAUAAGUCAAAAGAAAUCUACACUUCCAAUCCAGAUCACAUUGGAUCUCCCAUUACCAAUGUAUUUCAAAGCGAUCAAUCGGCAUGGAUGACAGAAGACAACAAAAUCAAAAUAUGGAUCUUUGGACAUACUCACUAUUGCACAAAAUUCACUUUUAACAAUGUUUUGGUUGCCUCUAAUCAACUUGGAUAUCAAAGUAAAGAUAUUGGAUUCCAAAUAAAUGAACAUAUUAUUUUAGAUCAAAUUAAUUAA
Messenger RNA from Heterostelium album PN500, 903 nucleotides. RefSeq lists its product as uncharacterized. The record is from RefSeq and is a predicted model, not a curated record. Bases 1 to 903 code for a protein of 300 amino acids. The transcript has a single exon. Gene Ontology annotation, molecular function: hydrolase activity. NCBI's taxonomy places the organism in Eukaryota, Evosea, Eumycetozoa, Acytosteliales, Acytosteliaceae.